CUGCCUUCCAUUUGUUCGACAAAAUGCCCGAGAUAGCUGUCCGUAGAAAAUCUAUAACUAGUGGACCAUCAGGUGUUGAGUCAUGAAUGAGCGUAAUUUUCUUUCUAUUGACAAAAUCAUCUUAUUGCAAGGCAGUCUCUGCCAAAAUGGCGGACAUCAGGCUUAUCAGAAAAGAGAUAUGUUAGAGAAAUAAGGCAAGUGUCCAAAAGUAUAGAUUGCAGUUAUGGGUACCAAGUUAAUGAUGAAAUGGCCGAAGCAAAUAACAGCAUCCUUUGUUGAGCAGCUGAUUCGAGCAGAAAAGGAUUUACAGAAAGCAAUAAUGAUAUUUGAUGCAGCAACAGCUGAGUACAGUCAUGGAUUUAAGCAUGACAAUAGUACUUUUGGCAUCAUGAUUUCUAGAUUACUCUCUGCUAACCACUUCAAGUCAGCAGAAGAAAUGCUUGGUAGAAUGAAGAAUGAAAAGUGCAAGAUUAGUGAAGAUCUCUUCCUCAGCCUAUUUCGAGCUUAUGGUCGGGUGCACAAGCCUCUUGAGGUCAUCAGGGUUUUUGAAACGAUGAAGGAGUAUGAUUGUGAGCCAACUGAAAAUUCUUAUUUUACAGUGUUCUCCAUUCUUGUUGAUGAGAACCAGUUAAAGACAGCUUUAAGAUUUUAUAAGUAUAUGAGGAAAAUGAGUAUUCCUCCUACUGUUGCUUCACUAAAUAUCCUGAUUAAAGCCCUUUGCAAGAACAUUGGAACAAUUGACUCUGCACUUAACAUUUUCCUUGAGAUGCCCAAGCGUGGAUUCACUCCAGAUUCAUACACAUAUGGUACUCUGAUCAAUGGGUUUUGUCAGCUGGGGAAGAUCAGUGAAGCAAAAGAACUUUUUGAUGAGAUGAAUGCAAGUGGCUGUUCACCGAAUGUUGUCACUUAUAGUUGUUUAAUUCGAGGCCUAUGCCAGUCAAAGAAGAUGGAUGAAGCCAUGUCAUUGCUUGUGGAGAUGAAGAGUAAAGGAAUUGAGCCUAAUUUGUUCACUUACGGUGCUCUCAUGGAUGGUCAUUGUAAAUCUGGACAGUCUUCAGAUGCCAUGAAGCUCCUUGAGAUGAUGAUUAGCAAACGCCAGGCACCUAACAUGGUAAUUUACAGUACCUUAAUACAUGGUCUCUGUAAGGAAGGUAAACUUGGUGAAGCUUUGGAGAUUUUUGAUCGGAUGAAACUUCAGGGGUUGAAACCUGAUGCGGGUUUGUAUUGGAAAAUUAUUAAUGGUUUUUGUGAUAUCAGCAAGUUCCUGGACGCAGCAAACUUUCUUGAUGAAAUGGUUCUUGGUGGAAUCUCUCCUAAUAGAGUAACUUGGAGCCUUCAUACCAAAAUUCAUAACACAGUUGUCCUGGGCCUUUGCAAGAUUGAUUUAAAUCGAGCUUUUCACAUGUAUCUAAGCAUGCGCUCUAGAGGAAUUUCGGUUGAGGCAAAAACCUUUGGGUCUCUUGUUGAUUCUUUUUGCACGAAAAAGGACCUAAAGAAAGCUUCUCGAGUUCUUGAUGAGAUGGUGGUUGAUGGAUGCAUACCUGAGGAAGCAACUUGGAGUGCUAUAUUAACUGGGUUUUGGGACAAAAAAAAGGUUCAUGAAGCUGCUAAGUUGGUACAGACACAGAUACUGGGAAACUUAUAGCGGCAGGCAUGUGAUAUCUAGUUCUUUUCAUGCCAGUGAGAAGAAGAAAAUGUGCAUGCUUGGAAUUUGAUACUUUGGAAUUUGAGAAAGCUACAUCCUUCGAACUGGGCUAUGAGUGG
Molecule: messenger RNA, 1764 nt
Organism: Coffea eugenioides
Lineage: Eukaryota; Viridiplantae; Streptophyta; Magnoliopsida; Gentianales; Rubiaceae
Product: pentatricopeptide repeat-containing protein At5g46100
Exons: 3
Coding region: 224-1645 (473 amino acids)
Molecular function (GO): protein binding
Source: RefSeq, a predicted model, not a curated record